This is a messenger RNA of Ochotona curzoniae (black-lipped pika), 1717 nucleotides long. It is a transcript of the gene CST7, whose product is annotated as cystatin F. The transcript is spliced from 4 exons. The record is from RefSeq and is a predicted model, not a curated record. Bases 84 to 521 code for a protein of 145 amino acids. Gene Ontology annotation, biological process: negative regulation of microglial cell activation; immune response; positive regulation of myelination. Gene Ontology annotation, cellular component: endoplasmic reticulum; lysosome; late endosome. NCBI's taxonomy places the organism in Eukaryota, Metazoa, Chordata, Mammalia, Lagomorpha, Ochotonidae. Gene Ontology annotation, molecular function: cysteine-type endopeptidase inhibitor activity.
CCGGCCUUGGGGGAGCGGGGUACUUGGCAGGGUGGACUCCGCUCCCCACACUCGAGCCCAGCACUGCCCAUCAUCCUUCAGCAAUGUGGCUGGCUGGGGUGCUGCUUGCCAUCUCCUGCCUCAUGGUACACACCACUGCAGCCCCUUCCCCAGUGUUUUGUUCCCAAGACCGUGACUCAGAUGUGAGGCCAGGAUUCCCUGAAUCAAUCAAGACAGACGAUCCCGGAGUCCUGGCGGCAGCCAGGCACAGUGUGGAAAGAUUCAACAACUGCACGAAUGACAUCUUCCUGUUCAAGGAGUCCCGCAUCAGCAGGGCCCUGGUCCAGAUAGUCAAAGGCCUCAAAUACAUGCUUGAGGUGGAAUUCGGCCGAACCAUCUGCCGGAAGACUUCGCAUGCUCGGCUGGACAACUGUGACUUCCAAACCAACCACACCCUGGAAAAGACCCUGCACUGCUACGCUGAGGUCUGGGUCGUCCCCUGGCUCCAGAGCGUGGAGGUGCCCGUCCUGUACUGUCACUGACUCCCGCCUCCUAGGCAAGACCACGGCUGUGACAGACGCACAAGAGGAGCCCAGGCAUCCCUACAGCUCAGCCAGGACAGGAGGGGCGGGACCCCACCCACGGAUAACAUGUCACGUCGCACUUUCUCCUCCAGCUAACUAUUUCACUAAUGCUUUGCACCUAGAUUCACAGGGGAUUGCACACAGGGGAUCGCAUUCUCCAAUGGGAAUAACUGGAGUUGUGGCCACAGCAGACACAGGCAGACCUGAGGGAUGGGAAAGGGGCUCCGAGCCUCAUCUUGAGGGCCCAGGUAUCCAUCUUGGGCCUGAGGUAGCACUUGGCACUGGGUUGGAUGAAGGGAGAGGCCAAGCAUGCUACAGACCACCAUGACCUCCUGUGGAAGCAUAAUGCUGAGUCAAGAGCUUGACCACCUCGAAGCCAAGGCUGUGUGUUCCCACUUAUGGGGGGGGGUCAUCAUGGGAGGUGUGUGCUGUGAGGGGCUCCGCUCUCCAAGUGGCCUGAGUAAGGGGCUCCCCAUGAAGUUCUGCAAUGAUUGCCAACCCUUCACUGCUGGCUGAAACCUGAAGACCCCAGCAGCCAGACAACGGCCAGGACUGUGGGCAAGAACUGGCAAGGAAGGCAGUGCUCCCUUCCCACCAGGGCCCUCUUGGCCAGAGUCCUCUGCACUGCCCAUGAGGCCCGAGGGUUCAGAAGGGCUUGGCACAGCUUCCCCCUGUGCGGGAGGGCAGGAGGGGAGCCCCACUGCAGACGUGGCUGCACAAGGGAUGUGGAGGGAGGACACUGAGGGUAGUGGAAUACAAGCCUGGAGCUUCAGUGGGAUGGGGUGCCAGAGCAAAGGCAGCAGCUCCAACGUCUGAAGGGCCCAGGAGGCUCCAAGCACAGACUGUCCAAGGCCCCAGCACUGGCACCAGAGGGCCCCUCUCCAGCCCCAUAGGAGGACAUCUUGAACCUUUUGCAAACGAGCUAGCUGAAUCUCCCCGGGAAGGCCCGGGAGCAGCUGACAUGGAGAUGAAUGGACAGGAAGCUUCCUGAUCCGCAGAUUUACAUAAAAGACUUGCUAUACGAACCGAUUGUGUACUGGAGAGCUGUCUCUUCCUGUUGGAAUGUAAAUGACUCAGAUCCCCCUCCCCUGAUGCCUGACAACCUUCUUUUAAAAGUCUGAUCCUGGCAAAAUAAACUUCUGGCUAUCUUAUCA